This is a messenger RNA of Sinocyclocheilus rhinocerous, 927 nucleotides long. Its product is annotated as apoptosis-enhancing nuclease-like. The record is from RefSeq and is a predicted model, not a curated record. The transcript is spliced from 2 exons. Gene Ontology annotation, cellular component: nucleus. Lineage: Eukaryota; Metazoa; Chordata; Actinopteri; Cypriniformes; Cyprinidae. The annotation marks the transcript as partial. Gene Ontology annotation, molecular function: exonuclease activity; nucleic acid binding.
AUUGUCGACAUCCUCACAGGGAAAAUUAUUGUGGGCCAUGCCUUAUUUAAUGAUUUCCAGGUUCUUGACAUCUCCGUCCCACCACAAAUGAUUAGGGAUACCUGUUCCUGUAGAUUGCUGAGAGGGUUGUAUAACGCCUCCACUAGAUGCAAUGUCUCUUUGAAGAAACUGUCUCGGAAACUUCUCAAUAGGACCGUACAGUCUGGAAGAAUGGGUCACUGCUCUGUAGAGGACGCUUGUGCUGCCAUGGACCUGUACAAGCUGGUAGAGGACCAGUGGGAAAAGAACAUCCUGCCCCAGGAUUCAAACACUGACCAUACCUCAAACCCCAACAACAACAACCUUGAGGACUACAUGCAGGACCAAUACUGGCCAGAAAGCAUAAUGGACUGCAGCCCCUAAGACCAAGAGUUAGGAUAAUGAUGCCAACCUCAAUGCUAAGAACCGUCUUUGUUGGUUAAUGUUAUUUAAACCUCAAACUUUUCUAAACAUGUUAACAGUCAAUAAGGAAAUACAUGGAAAUGUUGUAGAACAUUAACUUGUACUUGAAAAGUUUAUUUAAAUAACUUAAACUUUGACUCUGUAAAAGUUGAUAAUGUUUAUUAAGGGAUUUUAAAUAUUAAAGUUAAUAACAGGUUUCUAAAUUUACACAGACUGUAUUUUAGGGAAUAACUCCAUUGUGAGUUUUCAUCUGUAUGAUAAUGUGUAAUGUUAAUGACAUUAUGCUGCUAGUUAGCACUAACCACUCAUAUAUUGUCAUACUGACCAUGCUGUUCAUCCAAAAAGUACUGUCAUGUGAAAACUUUAAAUACAGAAUGUUUAAAUAAAGAUUAUGGAAAAAAAUGUUCUUGAACUCCAAAUCAAUUUAUAGCAUUUCUUUCAAGGUAGGUAGUGAAAUUUCUUCAAAAAAAGAAGUCCCUGUCAAAC